AUGGGGAGGCGCGAGAUGAACGGGCGGCUAUCGGCCGAGUACCAGGGCCUGGAGGUGAAGGUGCCCAACCUGUUCCGGUGCCCCAUCUCGCUGGACGUGAUGCGCUCCCCCGUGAGCCUCUGCACGGGCGUCACCUACGAGCGCGCCUCCAUCCAGCGCUGGCUCGACUCCGGCAACACCACCUGCCCGGCCACCAUGCUCCCGCUCCCCUCCACCGACCUCGUCCCCAACCUCACCCUGCGCCGCCUCAUCGCGCUGUGGGCGUCCACGGCCGCGCCCUCCUCUCCCUCCUCCUCCUCCUCCUCCUCACCGCCCGCGGCGUCGGCCGUCGGGCCCACGCCGGCCGCCGCCGCGGCCGAGCUCCUCCGCCGGGUCGCUGACCCCGGCGCCGACCCCUGCCCCCCGCUCCGGAAGCUCGCGGCUUUCCUCUCCGACGACGACGUGGACGAGUUCGACAAGAACGCGCUGGCUCGGGCCAGCGGCGCAGCGGAGACCGUGGCGUCCGUGCUGCUGCGGAGGUCGGCGGACAGGGAGGCCGCGGAGGCCGCCGUGCGUGUGCUGGCGGCGAUCGCGGCGUCCGACUGCAUCGAGGAGGAGAGCAAGAGGCGCGUGGCCGCGGCGCUGGCAGCCGACGCGGCGUCCGCGGCCGCGGCCCUGGCGCGCGUGCUGCGGAGCGGGACCUCGCUGGAGGCGCGCGUGGACGCGGCGAGGCUUGUGGAGUCGCUGCUCCGCAAUGCGGCGGCGUCGGCAGUCCCGGGCGCGCGGGCGGCGGUGGCGGAGUCCGACGAGCUGGUCGGCGAGCUGAUCCGCCUCGUGGGCCCCGCGGACGACGACAAGAAGAAGAAGAGCGGCGGCGGCGGCCUGGCCCUGGACAGGCAGGCCGUGGCGGCGGGGCUGUCGUGCCUGGCGGCCAUCGCGGCGACGCGGCGCGGCGCCCGCGCCGAGAUGGUCCGUCUGGGCGCCGUGCCCGCGGCCGUGCGCGUGCUGGAAGCCGACGACGCCGGGUCCACGAGCCAGGCGCUCCGCGUGCUGGAGGCCGCGGUGGGGUGCGCCGAGGGCCGCGCCGCGGUGUGCGAGUCGGCGGGGACCGCGGUGCCCGCGGUGGUGUCCAAGAUGAUGAAGGGCGGGAUGGGCGGCGCGGAGGCGGCGGUGUCGGUGCUGUGGGCGGUGUGCCACCGGUACCGGGACCGGCGCGCCGUGGAGGCCGCGGCGGCGUGCGAGGGCGGGCUCACCAAGCUGCUGCUGCUGAUGCAGAGCGGGUGCUCGGCGGCGAGAAGGCAGAUGGCGUCGGAGCUGCUCAAGAUCUUCCGGGUGAACGGCAAGAGCUGCGUCGCGGGGUACGACUCCAAGACCAGCCACAUCAUGCCCUUCUGA
Miscanthus lutarioriparius is the source of this 1374-nucleotide messenger RNA. NCBI's taxonomy places the organism in Eukaryota, Viridiplantae, Streptophyta, Magnoliopsida, Poales, Poaceae. The record is from the annotation of a GenBank genome assembly.